GUGGUUUUAACACCGCCAGCAUAAAUAGAAAAUGAAAAAGGAGUCACUGUGGUUUUGGUGCUUGAACAAACCCCAUCAGACCCUUUUACUGGACUUAUGGUGUUUAAACAUAAAGCUUUUCUUAAUCUUACUCUCUCUGUAACACUGGACAUGAGUACUAACUAACGAGUACAGUCUCAUAUCUGCAGAUAUAAACUUCUGAUUUAUUUAUUGGACUAAAUGAGUGAUGAAAUUCUGCCUGAAUGCAGCAGAGAUGUGUGUGUUGUUUACACUGUAAUGUGCUGAAUCUGUCCAUCAUUUACUGAUCAUAAGCAUCGUAACUUACCAUGAAGCUGAAAUGCUCCUAAACACCAGACUUUAUUCAUUACUGCUGUUUAAACUAAUAUGUUAGUGUGCAGGUGUCUUAGUUCAUGAAAACAGGAAGUCUGAGAAUUGUAUAAAAUAGAUUACUUUCUUUUGCAGUUACACAACACUGAAUUUAGAUAUUCAGAUGUUUUAUAUUAAGAGCACUGAGCUGAACAUUAUUACAAGUUUACACUCUUUUACACACUUUAACAUGUGUUCAGUUGUGUUUUGUUAAUGCUGGUCACUUGUGUGUUGCAUGUUCUUUCUCAGAGAGAUCUGUUUGUUUGAUUUAAGUAAUUUUUGUAAUUGCUGUUGUUCUGUUGGUUUUAUUAAAUUGGUUUGUACUUCACAGCUUCCAUAUCUUACAGACAAAUGAUUAAAUCCAGAUCUGGUGACUCGAACAGGAAGAUGCAGUUAUGAUGGAAUACUGAAAUAAUGUCCUUCAUCAUCACAAGAACUUUAUCCGGACCAUCAUUCUGCUGGAUGAGGAGUCUUUUAUCUUAGGAACACUGAGGGACACAAUGCGCGUGCACACACACACACACACACACACACACACACACACACACACACACACACACACACACACACACACACACACACACACACACACACACACACACACACACACACACACACACACAAUGCUGCACCAAUACAGGCUAUAAUUACACAUAUAAUAACACAAGAAUCUCCUGACAGCCGAGAAAACAGAUCCACAAUGAUGGAUUUCCUCGUUUUAACUCUGUUCUGACUGGUAACUUCUCUAUAUUCAUCCUUUAUCUAUUCAUUUCAGCUCUAACAGUCAGGACAGUAGAUUAAAGUAACUAAUAAACUAAUGAGUUAUAAGAAUAAAUGUGAGAAUUUAAAAUGAGAUUUCAGAAGCUUAUUGGACACCAGAACAGAACAGGAGACAGGAUGUAGAGUCUCGUGGCUGAAGAAGUUAAACCGGAACACAGCAGAAACACAAGACUUUUUAUUCCACUAAGUGUCUGUUCACAUGUUCAGUGGAGGAUGUGUGUUAGACAUGGCAGAGUUCCUGAGUGGGUUUAAUCUACAGCUGAUGAUUGGUUUACAGAGUGCUGAUGAAUCUUCUCUCUUCAUGUGGUGUUGAUCUUUCAGGUGUCAUCAGUCUGAGUCUCCUUCAGAACAUUUCAGCUGAUCUGUUAUCUGUUGAUCCUGGAGAAAACGUCACUCUGUUCUGUAACAUCACUGAUUAUUCAGAGAUAUCGUGGUAUCACAUAAACUCAGCAGGCGUGAGGCAGAUUAUAUCGACCUCAAAAGGGAAUCUGGACAAUCUAUUUCAAAUUGUUCAUAAUGAUGAUAAGAGUCACUUUGCUAUAACAGAAAUCAGCAGUUCAGUCAGUUUAGUGAUUAUUGGAGUUAGAGACACAGAUCUGGGAUUUUAUUACUGUGGAGGUCGAAAAAAGGAACACAAUCAGUUUGGGAAAGUCAUCAGUCUGAACUUUACAGGUGGCAGCAAUAAGAUUGCUCCUUCACCAGAUUCACAGCAGGUUGGGGGAAAUGGGAACUGCUGGAUUAUCGUGUUAUGUACUAUGAUUGUAAUUCUUGUAAUGACCAUCUGCAUGUGUGUGUUUUGCUGCAGGAUACAAGGAAAAUUAAAUUUAUCAUGCUGCAGUCACUCUACUGACUCCACUGAAAAGGAAGAAAACAUUCAUUAUGCCAGUGUUCAGUACAAAAGAAAAUUCAGAUCUGCAAACAACAACUCAAGACCUGAUCUGGACAGUGUGACCUACGCAACAGUCGCCUCACAGCCACAGAGACACUGAACAACACAAUGUGUUUUUAUUUGUUUAUUUUCUUAUAUGUACAAUUAUUUAACAUAACUUUAUGUAAACAUAAUUUUACAUUACCAAUAAAGAUAAAUGCUUAUUAAUAACUUUA
Molecule: messenger RNA, 2250 nt
Organism: Tachysurus fulvidraco (yellow catfish)
Lineage: Eukaryota; Metazoa; Chordata; Actinopteri; Siluriformes; Bagridae
Exons: 5
Coding region: 1431-2135 (234 amino acids)
Biological process (GO): response to bacterium
Source: RefSeq, a predicted model, not a curated record